CCCGAUUCAAUUCAGUGUCGGCGGAGCAGUAGAACAGUGCGAGCGCCAUCAUAUCACCACCUCCUACCUCUUCUUCGUCUUCUCGUCACAUCCUCCUCCUCCUCCUCCUUCUCCAAUUCCUCCAUUCGAUUUUCGGAUUGUGAUCAAUACACACACCAGAGAAACAGAUGGAGAUGAAGGAAUUCAUCAUGAAUCUGGAACUGUCUGUGAUUUGAAACUAUCAGUAUUAACAUUAACGCGUCGUGUAUUCGUGUCGCCUUAUUUCAAGAAAAAUGUCGCAUUCAGCAGUAUUGAAGUCUUCCAACUGUUCAGUGUCCUCCUGUUGUCGCUUACAGUAUCUCAGUCAGCUUCUGAAAUGAUGUGAGAGGCUGUUCUACAGCUGAGGCUGGUGGUUUUCUAAGAUCUAGAGUCUUUGAAAGCGAUAUUCUGAAGGUUAUUGUGAAAUUGUAACCUAAGAAUGUUGCUGUGAAAGCUGCCAAGUCUCUCUGAUCGAUUUCUGGCAGUGUUUGUGAUGCAAUUACUGAAGAUUGUGAUUUUGUAAAAACCAGAGGCCAGAGAGUAAUAUUCUGUCAGUGUUUUCUUGAGUUACGGAUGUUUCUCUGAGCAUCGCGUGUUGUGUGACAAUAAUAAAUUACAACUGGCUCCUUAAUGCACCGUUCGCCAGCACAAAGGGUCCCAAAGGUGUCCAAAUUGGCGUGAAUCCUGCGCCCUCUCUGCAAGAUAGCAUACUAAGGCUACCUGGGUCAACAGCAAUGCUGCACCAGCGUCUGAGGAUUCCGCUGACAGCUGCAGCCUUCUGACUUCAGGGAAGACAGAGCAGCAACGCUACCACUGACAUUCCACGUUAUCAUCCAUCUAUCAUCCACAGGCACACGGAUGUCCCGAACCAGUUUCAUCCAUGUGAUACCCCGGUGCUCGUCGCUGAGCAGACUUCGGUGGUAUAGCCUCUGCUGCCGGUGUGGUUCCUCCUCCUGCGGCCGCGACUGCCUGUACCUGAGAUCCUGUGACCCGUACCGCUUCCUCAUGUUCUCUAGGACACUCGCGGGCUUCAUAGUGGCCGGGGUGGUGCUGACGGUUCUUGUGAUAAAGAUCUUUGCUGGAACCCGGACGAACCCGAGCCUCCCCGCCGUCGUGGCCGACUAUGAGGACCACUUCGCCAUCGACGUGGUCAUGGGCGUGGAAGGGGGCGUGGGCGAAGCGGGCUGGAGGGCGGCAGCAUGCCCGCCCCACCAGGAGACGCCGCCCUUCCCCGUCAGGUUGCCCAAAUUCAACGCCUCGUCCGAGGCCCGGAAUAUCUUCUUCCUGGAGACAACUUGCGCCUCCGCCCUCAAUGCCAAGAUGGCCUGCGCCGUGGAAAGCGCGGCAGUCCACCACCCAGACUACUAUGUCCACUUGGCCCUGACUUCCACCCACGUGGGCAGCACUGACGCCAUCAUCCAGGCACUCUCCACCCACCAGAACAUCCUGAUAACGACGCUGGAUGUGGACGACGCCAUCCAGGGAACCGGGAAGCUCAACCGCUGGCUGAAGGAGAUGGAGUGGGCCAGGGGAACAGACUGGGCGGGAAUCAACCUGUCGGACGCCCUUCGGCUUGGCGUCGUCUGCUCAGUCGGAGGAACGUACCUGGAUCUGGACAUGUGGAUAGUGGCGCCGCUUCCGCCCAGCGACACCUGGAUAGGGAGGGAAAAGUGGGACCAACUGUCUAACGGCGCCUUCAGAAUGCCAAAGGACCACUGGCUGUGCAAAGAGGCCACCAAGGAACUGACAGAGCACUUCAAGAAGAACGUUUGGGGCCACAAUGGCCCAGGGGUCUUUCAGAGAGCUGUCAAGAACAUCUGCAACAUCCACAACAUCUCAGACCAUCAUCAUUGCAAGGAUCUGGUCAUGCUAGAGCCGUCAACCUUCUACCCUCUGCACUGGAAGCGCUGGGAAGACCUGUUCGUGGCUGGUGGCAGCAGCGUUUGGGCUUGGGGUCAGAACACUGUGGGCAUCCACCUCUGGAACAAGUUCAGCCGGGGAGCUCCCUUGCUCCCAGGGGAUGGCUCGAUCGUCGACUUGGCUUCCAAGAAGAACUGUCCGAAGGUUUACGCCGCCGUCAGGCAGAUCAGGAAGCUGAGAGAACACCUGCAGAGGAACAAAUCGAGGCAUUUGUCAACGAAGCACAAAACGUAGAGUGAUGGUUCUCAGUUGACGUGCCAAACUCGUACCGCUGUAUAUUUAUAUUAGCAGUCGCCGCUCGAUAGCAAAUGCAGAAGGAAAGGGUGAAUCAGACCGGAGCAUUCUUCGCGUAAACAAUUAUUUUUUGGUCUUCAGACAAUCACAGAUAUGCAGUUUAGUGAUGGUGGUUGUAAGGGUUGUGUAAGUUUCAUACUUCAGGUUCAGAAACACUGAGAGACCAGGAAAACGUUGAAGAAUGUUCAAUAACUUGUAAUUUAUAUUUACUGAGAAAUUUGUUGUGCUAUAUAUAUUUGAGAAAUAAUCCUUUAAAAGAAAGGAGAAUGGACGAUUUUCAGUGCCAAUGUCUUGGUCUUCUAAUAGGUAUAGAAAUAGGCUAUUUUUCUGUUGAUUUUUUAACAUAAUUUUGCACUAAAACUUGACAGUUAUUUUUGUAUGACGUUUGUCAGUUUUUGGAAGUUUCGGAUUAGUUACUCCUCAGAUUAACCAAAGAAUGAGUGACGGGGCAGUUUUUCCUUGCUUCUGACCGUGCAGAAAGGAGUGUGUAUCUCUGAUAGAAUUGCUGCCGAGCAUUUGUGCUGUCAGAAGCUCCACUAACCUCUGCUCUUCAGUAAAAAGUGCGAGGACUAAUCGGAUUCAGGGCUGAAUUACUCGUUCUGAGAUCUCAAGCAGUGGAGCUGGAUCCAAGACUUGACAAUGGUUUAACGAGCUGAGAAUCCCUCCAACUAACCGGAAGACGAAGAAAGCUGACCAGCCCUCCGUCAAGUCUGCGUGACUCGGCGACUCGGACCGCAUUAUAUGAUUGUGAGAGUGUAUAUAUAUGACUUAUUUUUAGAACUAUUAUUUUUCAUCCAUUACCAUUACUCUGUCAGUCCCCCAGCUGGCUGGUGGGUAUACAGAGAAAUGUUGUUUAUACAUUGUUGUCUCUUGUAGUAGGAUAAGGCACUGUCCCGACAAACCUCGCUCUCUAAGCGCCCUUCUCAGUGGCUCCCUAGUCCCGUAUAAUUUCUGUGUUUUUUUUAUUUAACGAACAGUAGCAGCAAAGGAACUGAUGGUGAAGUUGGUUUUGACUUGGAAACGUCAGAGGGAACAGCAAAUAGUGGUCUAUCUGUGUGUGCCAUUUGUGUCAAACAAGUUAUAUCUUUUAUAAACUCUUUGCAUACAGAAGCAUGACAUUGACAUAUCACAGGUUGUUUUGAAGUUAUUGUUUUCUACAAAAAUCACUGGUUAUGGCCUGAUCUUAUUUAAACUACAGCAACAUCAUCUUGUUUACGAAGCGACUUCACUCUCGUGUAAUCAGAUGAAGUGACAAUCAUGAACAAUCCUAAGAAACAACGCCUCAGUUGUGAUCUUGAAAGCUCAAAUAUUCAAACAAAAUCAUCACCAAGUGUGUGACUGUUUUGUUAGCAAUAGCUAUGCAGUUACAAUCACUUCCACUUGCCUGUUAUUGUUGUUGUUGAAUUGUCUCAGAAAUUUUAUCUUAAAAUCUUAUUUAAAAAAACCAGGAAUACAGGUUAUGAUACAUCACUUUGUAACUCUAGAAUACAGUAGUCUAAUUUUUUUCAUUUACACGUAAGACAUUCAUAUUCCAAUACAAGUUUUGUAUCGUUUUGCUUGUGGCACUGAGUGACUGUAGUGCUUACAUUGUCCCGAAACAAGAGAAAAGAGCUGUUGUCAUUAUGAAAUCCCUUCGCUUCUCUAAGACUACACAGUAUUUCCUCAUAAACAAAUAUUUAUUUUGGGGUAAGGACUUCAAAAGAAAGAUGAUUUGACAUUUAGGACCUCUUAUUCCAAUGAUUUUAUUAAGACAAAUGUCUACAAGAAGGUUUGUUCGUGAAAUCAGGUUCUGUUACUUCAAAUGGAUGACCCUGAAGAGACUACUGAUUUAUUGUUAUUACAAUUUUUACAUGAAAUUCAAUCCUUAGGUUUCUCCUUUAAGGAAAUGAACGUAGGACCAUGUUUCAAGUCUUUAAUUUAAGCUGAGAUGCAGGCCACGCCCCCUGCGCAUGGUAGAGUUUUCAAACACUUCCAGAGAGGGACUGUUCGGUUCUGAAGGAAAGUGUUUGGCAACUUAAUGGCUGUCAUUGACAGAGAGAGUUUUUGCCAAUUUAUUGUUUGUCAUUGUUGGAAAAGUUUUGCCAGUUUAUUGUCAUUGACGGAAAGUUUUUUUGGCAGCUUGUCUAAGGGACAUGUUUGAUAAUUGCCAAAUAUACCAAAGGGCGGGUAUUAAUAUUGGUCAGCCACUUACUGUCUGGCAACGUUAGUAACUCUGCCAUCCAGGGGACGUGGCCUCUUGUUAAGUCACCAUGAAAGAGGUGUGUUUCUUGCCCCCGACUGACAGGUGUCAAGGUGCCAUCUGAUUAGAAGAACCUGAGUCAUUCCACUUGUGUCAGUAUUUUCGAAGUGUGUAUAAUCGUUGCCUUGUAAGAAUAAUAAUCAGUAUUUAAGGUGUGUAAUGGUGUAUAAUCACUUGUGUAUAUCUCAGUAUAAUCAGGAUUCGUAAGACUGCUUUUAAGUGUCGCUGACUUUUGUUAAUGUUAAUCUUGUUUAUUUUUACUUUUUUCAUUUUCUUAACCAUUUCCAUGACGAAUAAUAUUCUAAUCAUUAUGGUUCUACUUUGAAAAUGGUUGAUGUUAUUGUGAUAUCUUCAACUUCUAAGAUAUUUCGCGUUGUCCCCAUACCCUGAGUUCAGUUGAGCAAAGCAAAAUGUAAUUCUAUCUGUCUUUUCCUCAGGUAAGUUACGCUUAAAGAAUUCUUGUUAUGCUCGUUACCUUUCACACGUUUUAUAUUCUCGUUAGGUGAAAGAUUCGUCAAUUCUGAGGUUGACUAGCUACAUAGCUCGUGUGACACAUCCACUGUUCGUAUCAUCGGUUUUGCAAUCCCAGAACAGAGAGUCAGUAUUCUAUGUGAGAUUCUUUAUUUAAAGAUAAUUUGACGUGGCCCUCCCAACUCUUUGCCACCUAUUCGCUUGUUUCCGACUUAUCAAGAGCAUCAUGGAUUGCUUCUCUUGGAAAUAUCUGGUAACUGUGGAUGAGUUUUCUGGAAGCAUUUGGCAACUCUUCGAAGCCUGCCAUGAGGCGCUUGACAGUGAAACAGUAGGUGAACUGAUUAAGGUCCUGUCAUUUAAUCCUUGACUUUCAAGAAGCUGUUGGUAAACUGAUUAGGGUCUGUCUUCUAAGCUUUGACUCUUGAGAAACUAAUGGCAAACUGAUUAUAGGCUGUCUGCUAAGCUUUGUUAAUUAGGAAACAGCUGGUAAACUAAGGGGCUGUCUGCUAACUUUUGACAUUUAGGAAACUGCUGGCAAACUGAUUAGUCUGUAAGGCAUUGACAUUUAGGCAACUAGGUAAGCUGAUUAAGAUCUGCCUGCUAAUCUUUGACUUUUAGGAAGCUGUUGGUAAAUUGAUAAGGUCUGUCUACAAAUCUUUAACAUUUAGAAAACUGCUGGUAAGCUGAUUAACAUCUACCUGCUUAUCUUUGACAUUUAGGAAACUUGGUAAGCUGAUUAGGAUGUGCCUGCUAAUCUUUGACAUUUAGGAAACUUGGUAAGCUGGUUAAGAUCUGCCUGCUGAUCUUUGACAAUUAGGAAACUUGGUAAGCUGAUUAAGAUCUGCCUGCUGAUUUUUGACAUUUAGGAAGCAGUUGGUAAACUGAUUAGGAUCCGCCUGCAAAUUUUGUUUAUUCAUUUUUGAGGAGAGUUUUGGUAGGUACAUAGCACCCAUCUAGUUACCAGUCAAGGCUUGUUUGGAAACAUCUGAUGGCUAUUCUGCCUACGGGAAUCCUGACAACAAUCCAAGCUUCGAGCAACCUUUUGUCGUAGCGUAGACUCACAUGCUUGUGAUUUUUUGUGUAGUUUGUGUCCGUGUGGUAGUGCGUACUAUACACCAAGGAGACUUUAGUGUCGUCUUAGAAAACUAAAAAUAUAUGUAUAAUAAAGCCAUAUUAGACUAGACUUGGUGACGUAGAGUAACGUAGACGUGACAACAUGAGGUACCCCGCAACAUGAACACAUCGUGUCUGUCCAAACCGUUUUACAACUUGUGUCGUCCGUAUUGGUUUCAGUCAUUUCAUCCUUGAAACGUUAAUUAGGACCUGUGUUGAUCCACAGGUGAAACUGACAUUUAAGUUUGUUGGCAUUGUUUGCUAAAAAUUACUUGUUCUGAGUUUGUACAAACCUGAGGCGAAUGGAAAGGUCCUCCUGACAUGCAAAGUCUACUGUAUAUAUAUAUAGACGAUUUGUUGAUUUCUGUUUGAAAUACAGUAAGGAAAGAAGGAGGUUGUUGUUGCUGUUGUUCUUCUUCUACUUGUUAAUAAUGCAGAGUAUGAUAGUGACCAGGGACUAUUUAUUUUGUAAAAGAAAGAAAAACGGAACCCUCCAUCUUUGCUUCCCUCUCAUACUAAUUAAAUCCAGUGUUUUGUAUAUGUCCCCAUAUAUAUAUAUAUUUGCACACUUUUAAGGCACAGAGGAAUUUGUUUCCCUCAAGGAAAUAGUGUAUAAUCUCUCUGCUAUUGACGUCUGACCCAGAGUGAGAUAGUAAUUUGUUUAGAUUUAAUUAGGUGAUUUGUGCGUAGGUUUCAAAACUGCUCCUUUCGAAACCUGGUGACUUUUUUUUACCACACGAGACGAGUUACGUCACCAAAAACUUAAAUGGGAAUUGGGUUAACAUUUGAGCAUUGCUUCGUGAGAAUGGAAUCAGAUUUUAAAAUUUUAACGAAUGGCAUUGCCAUUUAACGUAUGUAUAUCAAAACGAAGUGGCUUGCUAUAUACAACUGUGAGUAAGUAGGUACUGAAUUGGAUUACCCAGUUAAAGUAUAAUCAUUUAGAAAACUGUACUAGACAGAUCGUAAAGUACGACAGGCAAUACCUAUAGAUCUCCCAGCUGUGUAAAUCAGGCGUCAUAAUCUGGAAUAGAACCAAGGGAAGUAUCCAUUCAAAGAGUGUCUUUCAUUUAGAGGCAUGUGACGCGAAUGAUUUAGAGUGUUACUGAUGUUAAGAUUAAGAUAUGCAGCAUACUGUGAAAAGCUCUAAGGACUAAAGAGCUAUUCCAAUUCAUCUUUAAACAAAGCAGUGCUGGAUUAAUGUGAGAGCAGGAAGUCAAUGUUCAAAAGAGGAGCAGAGAGACUUCCUAAAACCCAUCAGUUUUAAAAUAACUUGUGUCAGUUUUAUUUCCAGAUAGUCUUCAGUUUCGUUUCGCCUGUUUCAGGAAGAUUGUAAUAGAAAAGGGGGCCGAUAUGAAUUCGUAUAUGUAGAUAUUGAGACAAGACAGUCUUAAGUAAUCUUGGUUGUAAGUGACAGAUAAUUUAUUGAUGAGUACAUUCCCAUUCACAAGUACCUUUCUCUCUCUCUCUCUCUCUCUCUCUCUCUCUCUCUCUCUCUCUCUCUCUCUCUCUCUCUCUCUCUCUCUCUCUUUGUUUAUUCUCUGUAAACGUCUGUUGUCUAAAUGCACAAAUUAGUGGGACCAUUAUGUAAGGGAAACCACAUUCAACUUCGCUGUGGUCGGCCAAGUUUAUGAGUUAUUACCCACGUAAGUCAUUACGAUGAGCGCUAUGAGUUCAUUUAUGAAUGACAGCACGGACAGGCAGUUUGCGUCGUAACGGACUAAUCAGCACAUUCAUAACGAUCGUUAACGUGACAUAUUCUCUACAACACGCUGGGAUUGUUAUCAUGGCCUGUGAGGUGUUGCCUUGUCAUUUAAAAGCUGUUCUCUUCUUUUUCUUGUUAGGUAGAUAGGUAGGUAGAUACCUGAGGAGGACCUUGCAUUGCUGGCCUCUCUGGAUAGGCUUGAAAGCAAGUGCUGGUAUGGUUGCCUUUCUGAGAGGCAAUAUAUGUAUAUAUAUAUAUAUAUAUAUAUAUGAUCAUAUAAUAUAUAUAUACAUAUAAUAUAUAUAUAUAUAUAUAUAUAUAUAUAUAACAGGUCCUCUUUUAAACAGGAUGGAAUCCAACAGAGAUUCUUAUUUAUGGCUACCAGACAAUGGGGGCAGACAGCCCUUGAAAGCGUGUCACUUUAGUUUUUAGAUAAAAAUCUGUUAGAUACCAUCAUGUCUACUUGAGGUACUGGAGAUUAUAUAUAUAUAUAUAUAUAUAUAUAUAUAUUAUAUAUAUAUAUAUAUAUAUAUACAUAUAUAUAGGACAGAAUAUAUUCAUUCUGUAUUUUAUUAUGUAACUUAGUUUCUGUAAACUAAUCAAGGCAGUCUUCCCAUAAUGAUCUGAAUUUUUUUUUUUUUUUUGGUAAUUGGAUAAUUUCCAUUUUCAUUUAACUGAAAAAAUGAACCUGAUUUCGUUUUCGAGGUCACACUGUGACCCUUUAAAGACUACCAGUCCAGGUUCCAGUCAGAAAUGGUUCUGGAAAAGUUCUGGAGAAUAUUUCGUCUGAAUAUUUUCCAGUUGGUAAUUUUUCCUUUAUUUUUUAUUGAUAUCUUUUGUGGGUGGAGGGAGAAGAUUUUUCAAAUUCAUAAUUUUUCAUUUAUUGUUAUUAAUAUAUAUUUUUUGUGGGGUUGAGGGGUUGAGUGUGGAGAGAGUGGGUUGGUGUGGAAAUGUUUACCCUACUGUGGGUAAUUUUAUAAUAGUUGAAUCUAAUGUGAAUCGAGUGUUUUGAAUUUUAUUUUUGGCUGAAUUGAACAUUUUAAAUCAUAUCUUAUUUUGUUUUUGAGCCGUGAGUAGUCUAAGUAAAAGGUCACUUAUUGACCCCAUUGUGUGUGACGUGACCUAAGGUUUAAGUUCGUGACCCACCUCGUGUGAAUUGAUAGUCAUUCAGUAUUUGACCUAUUUUAAAGAACGCACAGAAAUUCAAUUUCUGACCCACUGUCCGUGCGACCUUCUGGAAAUCCUACAGAUGACCCAAUUUGUGAGCUUUGAAAAUUCAGUUUUAUAUAUAUAUAUAUAUAUAUAUAUAUAUAUAUAUAUAUAUAUAUAUUGUGUGAUUUUUUUAUAUACUGUAUGUGUGUGGUCAAAAUGUGUAUCAGUUUUAUGUCAGUUGAAUUUUAUUAUAAUCUUCCACUCGACUGUCCCACUUUAUUUAAAUGCAUUUUUUUGAAAUUGUUUUAUAUAUCUCAAUCCAAUUUUAUUUCCUUUCGUUUUCACCCAGUUUUAUCUGCGUGUGAUAAAAAAAAACUCUCUUUAUUUAAAUGGGGUUUAUAAUUAUUUUAUAUCUCCAGUUUUAUUUUCGUCAAUUUUGCGGUUUUAUAAUUAUUUUAUAUAUCCAAUUUUAUUUUCUUUAAUUUACGUUCAGCUGUGUGUGCAUGUGGUCAAAAGGUUUUAAUUUAUUUAAAAAGAAUAUUUUAUAUUUAGUCCAAUUUUAUAAAAAGAAAAAACUAUUUUAUAUCUCAGUCCAAUUUUAAUUCCAUUUCAUUAUCACGCAACUUAAUGUGCACGUGUUCAAAAGGUUUUAAUUUAUUAAACUUUUUUAUCAUUAUUUUAUAUCUCAGUCCAAUGUUAUUUUCAUUUAAUUUUCACCCAACUUAAUGUGCAUGUGGUCUAAAGGUUUUAAUUUAUUAAAUUUUUUCUAAUAUUUUAUAUCUCAGUCCAAGUUUAUUUUCCCUACUUCUCACGUACCCUGUCUUAUCUCUCUAAGACUUUUCGUAUUAUUUGCUCUAAUUUUCUUUCAUUUUCUUUCACAUACGUUGUGUGUGUGUCUCUCUCUCGCUGCAAAUAAAGAUUGUUGACUAUU
Messenger RNA from Macrobrachium nipponense, 9840 nucleotides. RefSeq names its product lactosylceramide 4-alpha-galactosyltransferase-like. NCBI's taxonomy places the organism in Eukaryota, Metazoa, Arthropoda, Malacostraca, Decapoda, Palaemonidae. Gene Ontology annotation, biological process: glycosphingolipid biosynthetic process. The record is from RefSeq and is a predicted model, not a curated record. Gene Ontology annotation, molecular function: hexosyltransferase activity. The coding region runs from base 877 to 2172 and encodes 431 amino acids. The transcript is spliced from 8 exons.